AGUUUUUCCGCCGGUGUUCGGACACCAGAAGGAGAGAUAUAGCGAAGAGCCACUUCUCAAUGGUGAACCUGGGCUUGUCCAGAGUGGACGAUGAGCUGGCAGCUAAGCAUCCGGGCUUAUCAGGAUAUGCAUCAUGUCAGUCAAAAGCUUUUAUGAUGGGAGUAGUCACUUUUAUGACAGGCACUGUCACAGCAAUGUUGAUCCAGAGUUCUUUGAAGAGGAGACUUCCAUAUCCUAAGAAAUGGAAUAUACUUCUAUCUGUAGUUGCAGGUUCUCUUUCCAGCUAUGCAGUGACUACAAGAGAGACAGAAAAAUGUUCCAGAUUGUGGAUUUACCUCGAGACAGGUCAUCACCCGCAAUUGCAUAACAAAGAGUCCCAGCAAACUUCAGAAGCAGAUCAAAAGUACAGCAAAACCAGGAAUAAAUACGGGGAUGAAAUUUAAUAAAUGCUUGUUUCACAGCAGGGGACUUUCUUGAACUUGAAUUAGCCUGCCACAGAA
Molecule: messenger RNA, 500 nt
Organism: Nanorana parkeri
Lineage: Eukaryota; Metazoa; Chordata; Amphibia; Anura; Dicroglossidae
Gene: TMEM141
Product: transmembrane protein 141
Exons: 5
Coding region: 60-443 (127 amino acids)
Source: RefSeq, a predicted model, not a curated record